Messenger RNA from Rotaria sordida, 357 nucleotides. NCBI's taxonomy places the organism in Eukaryota, Metazoa, Rotifera, Eurotatoria, Philodinida, Philodinidae. The record is from the annotation of a GenBank genome assembly.
AUGUUGAAAAUUUCAGUUAUCAUUGCUCAUGAUGUUGAACCUAUUGAACUUGUUCUACAUUUACCAACAUUAUGUCGUAAAAUGGGUAUUCCAUAUUGUAUUGUUAAAGGCAAAGCACGUCUUGGUCGUCUUGUUCAUUUAAAAACUUGUUCAUCAUUAGCUUUAACUGAUGUUAAUACUGAAGACAAAUCUGGUUUGGGUAAAUUAGUUGAAGCAAUUAAAACGAAUUUUAAUGAACGUUAUGAUGAAUUACGUCGUCAUUGGGGUGGUGGUGUUUUGGGUAAUAAAUCUCAAGCACGUAUUAAUCGACUAGAACGUCUUAAAGCUCGAGAAGCAGCACAUCAACGAAAUGCUUAA